GUGGUCACAGUAAACGAUUGGGCGGGGUCUAGCUGUAAAGAACAGCCUCGCGCUCGGUCUCCAGCCUAACCCCCGCAGACAGCGGACAGUUGUGGUUGUGGCGAUGUCGAACCGCGCGUGCACGCAGUGACCGCCGCUCGCUCUCUCGCGCUGCAGCGUUCAGCGGAAUGCCGUCUCGCUCUCGGAGCGGCGAACCCCGCAGGACAGCGCAGCCGUCCCGUCUCCUGAAUCUGCAGGAAUAACCCACAGAUUACAAUGAGUUGCCUGGAUGUUAUGUGCCCACCCUAUGGACGUUGCGCACCGUACGACACUGCCGCCUCUGCUUUCAGUUUCAACAGUUUACAGGCACCAGUCGGUCUGAGGAGUUCAUCGCCCUGCGGUAAGGUUUCCGGGGAGACCGGGAGGAUGCAGAAAGGGGCGGAGGAUGGUGUUCCAGGAGCGGCCGGCGCGGGGGCGCCGUACCCCCAGGCCGGGCGCCGGGCGGAGGACGGGCCGAGGGAGAAGCAGGACGCCCCCGAGGCGGAGUACCUGAACGCCCGCUGCGUCCUGUUCACCUAUUACCGCGGCGACAUCGGCGCCGUGGUGGACGAGCACUUCUCCCGCGCCCUCAGCGCCCGCGUCGAGGGGGAGGGGAAGAGGCAAGGCCCCAACCCGCCCACAGAUGCCCCGUCCCCCAGCAGCAGACGAAGCUUCCCCCCUUCCUUCUGGGACAGUAACUACCCCGCCCCUGCAAGCCGGGGGCCCUGCGAAGGGCCUGUCCCAGCCUAUUCCAUGGACCCCUACCCCUCUGCCCUGCACCCGGGCCUGUCCCAGCCUCACCCGCACCCCUCCGAAUCCUGGGGGUACCCCCAGGGCCAGGCCUACGGGCCCCCGAGGCCCCUGCACGAACUCUACGGCCCUGCAGGCCUGGACCAUCAUUACGGGCCCCUGCUCAUGCCCGCCGUCAGGCCCGCCCACCUGUCCGCAAUCCCCGCCCACUAUGAUGUCAACAAGCUGGACCCCGCCUCCGCCUGGCCGGGACUCCUCCCCCCGGCCGACGUCUCACAGGCUUUGGGUCUCAACAUGGACGCCGGCCUGCCGAAAGGGAAGGAAGUGUACUGGUUCUGAGCACCUCGUGUCCAAACCGACCCACCGUUACGGGAUCCAAUUAAGCCCUGGACUCGUCUCUCUGGAAACGACGUUUCCGACGUUCCCUUUGUCCUCUGGCCAUACCGAGGUUCAACAAUCGCGCUGCGGAGUCAUCUAGGCAACGUGGAGAUCGAGGACAAAAAUGACUGGGAGAGCAAGAGAAAAAGAGAGGGGGAUAAGAGAGAGAGAGAGAGAGAUGGAUCUUGGAAAAUGGUCGUCCGAACCAAACCUGUUGCUCUCCCCGCUGCUUUUACAGACACAGCUACUGGACUGCGCUCGCAGGGAUAAGUGGGGGAAGAGACCUGUGGACAUUCUGUGGGGAUGUUGCUCAAACUAAUGUUGACUGAGGGCACUUGCAUGUCAGAAUUUGGUCUCCUUUUUUUUUUUUUUUUUUAAACCCUGUGGAACUUUUUUUGUGUGUGUGUCCAACGAACUCAUCAUUGGAAAUCCAAACACAUCGGGAUUUUUUGUUUUUCUUGUUCACUGUUGUGUUUUGUUUUUUUCAAGUGCUUACACUUGUACUGUAUAUUUGUGUGUGUAUAUAUAUAUAUAUAUAUAUGUAUUUAAAAAAAACUGAAUCACCGUUAGCCAAGUCGCCUGAGAAACAGUAUGUGAGAAUCCAGGAGAGGAUGCCAAUUAGUAGACAGUUGCAUGUGAUUUCUAUUCUUCAGAAAUGGAAGAAAAAGUGACAAAUAUAACGAAGGAACAGAUUUAUUCAGAGAUUAGCAUCCUUCUUGUCCGUCAUUCUCACCCUGGCAUUAAUUUCAGGGCCUAAAUGCAUUCAUUUACGAUUCUCAGAAUGUCGUCAGCCGAGCCUAGGUUCAGUUCGACGCCUGAUUUGGAUGUUUUGCUCAUUUUGUCCUUGAAGUUCGUGGUGAUUAAAAAAAUAAUAAUAAUUGUGUUUUUAUUUCUGAGCUGUGACUGCGUGUAGCAACGGAAAGUGCAGAUUUGCCUCGUACGUCGACCAAGAUGUUAUAAAAUGUUACAUUAUUAAAAAAGAGUAAUCGGU
Molecule: messenger RNA, 2137 nt
Organism: Anguilla anguilla (European eel)
Lineage: Eukaryota; Metazoa; Chordata; Actinopteri; Anguilliformes; Anguillidae
Gene: vgll2b
Product: vestigial-like family member 2b
Exons: 4
Coding region: 256-1107 (283 amino acids)
Biological process (GO): regulation of transcription by RNA polymerase II
Cellular component (GO): nucleus
Source: RefSeq, a predicted model, not a curated record